This is a messenger RNA of Racocetra fulgida, 170 nucleotides long. The record is from the annotation of a GenBank genome assembly. Lineage: Eukaryota; Fungi; Glomeromycota; Glomeromycetes; Diversisporales; Gigasporaceae.
AGCUGAACAGUAGUAUAGAAGUAGAUGAUGAUAUAGAGGUAAAUGAUGAUAUAGAGGUAAAUAAUGAUAUAAAGGUGAAUGAUGAUAUAAAGAAGAAUGUUAAUAGAGAAGGAGCAAUCACUGAAGCCUAUUUUAGUGAUUUUGCAAAACAAGAAAGAUUUUGUUUUUGA